UGAUUGUAAUUCAACGGAUAAACAUCAUCAAUGCAAACAAAACCAAACCAAUAUAACUAUAGUUUAACUUAGUUGCAUAAUCAUAGUAUUAGUCAUGUUGUCAGCAUAUCGAACUCGUGAAUUUCAUCUAAUCGAUCCAGAUGAUCAGCUACAACGUGAAUAUCUAUUAGGAGAAUUGCGUAAAAUAAAUAGAAAUACUGAAUUUACAAUCGAUUGUUUGAUCUGUUCCCGUAUGAUUAAUUUGGAUGAAAUAUUUAACCAUCUAAUGAAUCAUUUGAAUCAAAAAUAUCAAAUUGAAAAGCAACGAUUACAAUGCUGUCAUUGCUUGCAAAUUUUUUCCAAUCGUUAUCAACUUGAAUUACAUCAUCAAUCGAUUCAAACUAAAACAAUGCCUAAUACAAAUUUUCCACAAAAUAUGGACAAAUGUCUUCGAGAAUAUGAUCCGAAUCUUUCUUUGCAACGAAAUUCUGAAAACAUUCGUAAACAAUUACAGCUACCAUAUCGUUGUACGAAAUGUCGAUUUCGAUCCACAUCGCAUCAACAAUUGAUUGAACAUUUUGAGCUGAUUCAUGAGAUUCUUGUCUGUCCAUUUUGUUUCCAUCCGUUUGAUCUAUAUCGAUGGAGUAGCCUUUGUUUCGAUGAUGAUUGUGAUCAUAUUGAACCACUUCGAAAAGAAUUGAAAAACGUUCUUAGACAUUUUAAAAAACAUUUGAAUGUAGAUCAAGAUUUGGUUAGCUGUAAACAAUGUAUGCAAUCAUUUUUAAAUCAAAAUCAGCUUGAAAAUCAUUUAUUAGAAGAUCAUAAGCCUUAUAAAUUCAAAUCAAAAGAUCUAAACAAUUUACGAUUCUUUGAUCAAGAUAAGAUGAGCGAUACAACUAUUAAUGAUGCUUUGGAUUUUAUUCGUGAAAAUUAUCGUAAAAAUUAUUGUAUGCUUUACGGGGAUAAUUGUUUGGAUGCCCUCGAAAAAUGUUCAAUCAUUUAA
Messenger RNA from Dermatophagoides pteronyssinus (European house dust mite), 982 nucleotides. Its product is annotated as zinc finger protein 280A-like. Lineage: Eukaryota; Metazoa; Arthropoda; Arachnida; Sarcoptiformes; Pyroglyphidae. The record is from RefSeq and is a predicted model, not a curated record.